Molecule: messenger RNA, 2040 nt
Organism: Xiphophorus maculatus (southern platyfish)
Lineage: Eukaryota; Metazoa; Chordata; Actinopteri; Cyprinodontiformes; Poeciliidae
Gene: mipb
Product: lens fiber major intrinsic protein-like
Exons: 4
Coding region: 369-1160 (263 amino acids)
Biological process (GO): transmembrane transport
Cellular component (GO): plasma membrane
Molecular function (GO): water channel activity
Source: RefSeq, a predicted model, not a curated record
UAAAAGGUCCACUGGACGUCUAUCACCGUCUGUGCUUUACAAUCCCCCAGUUAGCAUUGAUGCCCACCUACUUUUGAAUAAUCUAAGCAUCUUUGGUCUGUACUCACAUCCCACAUCAUCUCACACCUAUGUCUUUGCCACAGGUGGAGAGAGGUGGCAAGCAGCUGAGUUGACUUUACCAGCGUAGUGCACAGUUUGGUAAAGACCAGCAGAGUCCAGUUUUGCGUUGAAAGCGGCUGUUUUUCAGCUGACACUACAACAGGAGAUUUUUUGUUGUUUUAGCUGUUUCAUGAAGGACUGAAAAGGUAAAUUACCUUUUCUUGAAUCACCAACACUCUUCUCUUGACUAAGAACUUCAAGCACACAUCAUGUGGGAGUUUCGGUCUAUGAAUUUUUGGCGGGCGGUCUUCGCUGAGUUCUUCGGGACCAUGUUCUUUGUAUUUUUCGGCAUGGGUGCCGCCCUGCGCUGGACCACCGGGCCUUAUCACGUCCUUCAUGUGGCCCUGUGCUUCGGUCUGGCGGCCGCCACCUUCAUCCAAUCCAUUGGCCACAUCAGCGGCGGCCACAUCAACCCCGCGGUUACCUUUGCCUACCUUGUCGGUUCACAGAUGUCGUUUUUCCGUGCCUUUUUUUACAUCUUCGCGCAGUGCCUGGGCGCAGUGGCGGGAGCUGCAGUGCUGUACGGGGUAACGCCUGGGAACAUGCGAGGCAACAUGGCAAUGAACAUGCUGCAGCCUGGCAUGAGCCUGGGGAUGGCCACCACAGUGGAAGUGUUUCUCACCUUCCAGCUUGUUGUCUGCAUCUUUGCUGUGACCGAUGAGAGGAGAAAUGGCCGUAUGGGAUCAGCAGCCCUCUCCAUCGGCUUCUCUGUCACUAUUGGGCAUCUCAUGGGGAUGUACUACACCGGUGCUGGAAUGAACCCUGCCAGAUCUUUUGCCCCUGCAGUGCUCUUCAGAAACUUUAUCAACCACUGGGUGUACUGGGUUGGGCCUAUGAUCGGGGGUGCCAUGGGUGCCAUCUUUUACGAUUUCAUGCUGUUCCCCCGUAUGAGAGGUCUCUCAGAGCGCCUGGCCACACUGAAGGGAAGUCGACCCCCCCAGAGCGAGACUCAGCAGGACACUCGAGGGGAACCCAUCGAGCUCAAAACGCAAUCCUUAUAAGCUGACCCAGUCCCCGUUUCUCCGAUUUUGGGAGUCUGGGGACGAGGGACAAAUCCCUGAGCUACGCUGACCCCCACCCACCUCAACUGUUCCCUCUCGACCUCAUGCCUUCAUACGCUCCUCUGUACAAGACUAACCCAAAAUGUUCUCAGAUAUCCUAAAAUGUAGGUUCACCACCUUCAACCUCAGCACACAACGAGAAUCCUCAACCCCUCUUCCCCCCACAUAGUCCUCUUUCUGUACUUCCACCUGGACAUUGUGCUUUUUAAAGCCUGCACUACUAGCUGUCUCGACUCUUCACCGCCGUCUAAGAUGCAGAAGGGUGAGGAAAGCCUGAUAUCAAACCGAGUGGUGAGGGUAGAAGCGUGUUAGAAAGUGGGAGACGGGAGCAGGAUGAAGGUCAGAGGGAAUUAUAGAGAUGGGAGUAAAGCGGGAACUGGGUUUGGAUAUGACAGAGACGGGAACGCUGUCAGUUUUAGGUUGUGUUAGAACAGUGAAGAUGGGCUUGCUUUUCAGUAUUCAUCCGAGCUUAUCUCUCUUUUUUUCAGACACAAGAUGAGGAUGUAAAAAAAAACAAAAAACGUUUGAUUUUAACAGGGUUUCAAUCAUUUCAAUCACCACAUUUUAUCUGUUGGUGUGUGUGUUUUAGAGAGAAAAUGUGAAAGAGAUUGAGAGCGAGAGAGAGAGAGAGAGAAAGAGAGAGUGUGUUUGGAGGUGAGUGUGUGUAUAUGUGCUUACUUGUGUGAUCAAGUUUGCAGAUCCAGUUGUUCUUAUUUUUAUUUUCAUAACCACUCAUCUGUUUUGUACCAUUACUUGUGUUCAGUUUGUCAUGCCAUGAUCAUUUCUCCUCUCCCACCUGCUUGAUGUCUCACAGUUAUUU